Molecule: messenger RNA, 1640 nt
Organism: Erythranthe guttata (spotted monkey flower)
Lineage: Eukaryota; Viridiplantae; Streptophyta; Magnoliopsida; Lamiales; Phrymaceae
Product: cytochrome P450 81Q32
Molecular function (GO): heme binding; oxidoreductase activity, acting on paired donors, with incorporation or reduction of molecular oxygen; monooxygenase activity
Source: RefSeq, a predicted model, not a curated record
UUGUCCUCUCAAUUUAUUUUGCAGAAACAGUAACUAACCAACAAUGGAAGUCACUCUCUUGUACGCUUCUCUUGCUCUGUUUCUCUUCUUCCUCAUCCGGAAAUACUCGUCGGGAAAAAGCUACAACCUCCCGCCGGCGCCGGCGCCGCCACUUCCGUUCGUUGGUCACCUCCACCUCCUCAAACUACCGCUCCACAGAACGCUCCACCGCUUCUCCCAGACGCGCGGCCCGAUUUUCUCGCUCCGGCUCGGCGCCCGCCGCGUGGUGGUGGUGUCGUCGCCGAAUCUGGUGGAGGAGUGCUUCAACGCGAACGACGUCGUCUUCUCCAACCGGCCGCACAUCCUGGUGGACAAGUACAUCGGCUACGACCACACCACCAUGUCCGGCGCACCCUACGGCCACCACUGGCGGAGCCUCCGCCGCAUGGGGGCCCAGGAGGUGCUCUCCUCCGCCCGCCUCAACGCCUUCUCGCAGAUCAGGCAGGAAGAAGUGCGGCGGGCGCUGCAAACCCUAGCCCGCAGAAACAACGGAGACGGCGGAAAACUCGAUCUGAGGCCGAAAUUGUUCGAAAUGAUAUUCAACAUGAUAAUGAUGAUACUCGCCGGAGAGACAUACUCCGGCGAGGAAAAGGACGAUGAAAAAUUAGGGCACCAAUUUCAGGAAAUGGUGAGCGAGGUUUUCGAGGACGCUUUAUCGGCGAAUCCAGAGGAUUUUGUGCCGAUUUUGAAGUGGAUUGAUUACAAAGGACUGUCGAAGAAAUUGGAUGCUCUGGGUAAAAGGCUGGAUGAUUUCUACCAGGGUUUGCUGGCGGAGCACCGCCGUGAGAGGAGGAAUACGAUCAUCGGGCAUUUGCUAUCUCUGCAGGAAUCCGAUCCCGAAUUCUAUACGGAUCAAACGAUUAAAGGAUUCAUCACAAACAUGAUAAUUGCGGGCACAGACACAUCGGUGGUGACUAUAGAAUGGGCAAUGUCCCUAUUGCUCAACCACCCUGAAGCCCUCCAAAAGGCCAAACUCGAGCUCGACUCACAAAUCGGCAACAACCGUCUAAUCGAGGAACAAGAUCUCCCGAACCUCAACUACCUCCGCCACGUCAUCUCCGAGACGUUCCGGAUGUUCCCAGCGGGGCCCCUGGUGGUCCCACGCGAGUCAUCAGCCGACUGCACCGUCGGUGGGUACCACAUUCCACGUGGCACAAUCUUAAUGGUGAACGCGUGGGCCAUUCAUAGGGACCCCGAGGUAUGGGCGGACCCCACGAGCUUCAAGCCCGAGAGAUUCGAAGGGAAGUUAGAUCAGGUGGAAUUGGCGCAUAAGUUGAUGCCGUUUGGGGUAGGGAGGAGGGGUUGCCCGGGGGCAGGUCUAGGGCAGCGUAUGGUGGGGCUGUGUUUGGGGUCGUUGAUUCAGUGCUUUGAGUGGGAGAGAUUGGGUGCGGAGGAAGUUGAUUUGGCUGAAGGUGCUGGGCUCACCAUGCCUAAAUUGAAUCCACUAGUUGCUAUUUGCAGACCAAGAGAAAUCAUGCUCAAAGUUCUUCAUGAAGGCAGCACCUAAUUACUAAAAAUUAAAUAAAAUAUGUUUGUAUAUUCCUCGUACAAUUAAUUUAAGGCUGCGGCUAUAUGCAAUACUAAUUUCACUUGUGCAAGAC